AUGGAGUCAGGAGAAGGAGAUGGUACUGGUGCUACUGCUGCAGCAACAACAGCAGAAGAGAGAGCAAAGAUUCUGAAGAGGAAUUCCGAUGAUAUGGGUUGGGCUUAUGGUCAGCUUGUUGAUCCUAACAAUCUUCAGAGAGUGAAGUGCAAUUUCUGCAGUCAGAUUUUCACGGGAGGUAUUUACCGGCUGAAGCAACACAUUGCGGCAAACUCAAAUGCGGUGAGGACCUGCCUGCGGUGCCCACAAGAAGCUAAAGAAGCUUGCUUAAAAGCUUUUGAAGAAAAGGCAUCAAAGACGCAAAAAAAGUAUGAGCACGAGAAGGCUGUGAGAGAUGUUGUUGUUAUUGAUGCAUCAUCUACUCCUCAAGGUCAAGCUCGAGAUGAUGAUGAACUCACUUGUAUUGGUAGCUCACAACCUCAUGUGUUAGGUCCUAUAGAUAAGUGGACACGUACAAUUGACCCCAAGUUAUCCGGAGAAGCAAGACUCAAGCAAAUGAAGAUUAAAAAGGCAGCAUGGGAGGAGAGAUCACUUCGAGCACAUGAGUACAUUGCAAGAUGGGUGUAUACCCAUGCAAUAUCGUUCAAUGCAAUUAACAAUGAUGAGUUUAGGCAGAUGGUUCAAGCCGUUGGUCAAUUUGGCCCAGAUCUAGAUCCACCUAGUCAAUAUGAUCUCCGGGAGACUUUCCUGAAGUCUGAAUAUGCAAGAACCAAGAGUGAACUCAAGGAACGAGAGGUUGAGAAGGGCAAGCAUGGUUGCUCUCUCAUGACUGAUGCUUGGACUGACAUGAAGAGGAGAAGCAUUAUGAAUCUGGUCACACAUUGCUCGGAAGGUGUUAGCUUCAUCAAGUCAAAGGAAACAUCAGCCACACCACAUACAAGUGAGAUGAUCUUCAAUCUAGUUGACAAGACAAUUGAAGAAUUAGGUGUUGAACAUGUGGUGCAGGUUGUGACUGACAAUGCUUCGAACAACAUGGGUGUUAAGGAUCUCUUGAAAGUGAAGAGGCAGAAGAUAUUUUGGAGCUCAUGUGCGACUCACACUGUCAAUUUGAUGCUCCAAGGGAUUGGCAACUUAGCUAAGUUCAAGAAGAUAAUUGAUCAAGCCAAGGCUUUCACAAUAUUUGUGUAUGGGCACCAUCGCACCUUAGAGUGCAUGAGAUCCUUCACCAAGAAGAGAGAAAUCAUAAGGCCAGGAGUAACUAGAUUUGCUUCCCAAUUCCUCACUUUGCAAAGCCUUGCAGACAAGGCUGAUUCACUAAGAAAGAUGGUGGUUUCCUCUAAGUGGGAUAAGAUCAAGGAUGUGCACUCAAAGAAAGGAAAGGAUGCUACAGCCAUAAUUCUCAACAAGCCCUUCUGGAAGGGUGUGAAUCUUUGCAUCAAGGUGUUUGAGCCAUUGGUGAAGGUCCUCCGGUUGGUUGAUGGUGAUGCACGGCCCUCAAUGGGCUUUCUGUAUGGAGAGAUUGUGAAGGCAAAGAAAGAAAUCAAAGAGGCCUUUGAUGACAGCAUAUUUGAUUCUGUUGACACCAAUACAGCCUUCUAUUCUUGUGUGGAGACAUUCUAUCAUGGUGAUGAAAACAUGCAAGACAAAGUUGUGAACUAUGAAAUAGGCAAGUUCCAAAGCAGAGAGGGUUCCUUUGCAAAGAAGCUUGCUAGGACUUGCCAAAACUUUGACUACAAUCCUGUGGCUUGGUGGAGAAUGUAUGGAGGUGAGACACCAGGGCUGAAGGACAUGGCUAUGAAGAUCCUUUCUUUGACCUCAAGUUCUUCCGGCUGUGAGAGAAAUUGGAGUUGUUUUGAGUCGAUACACAUCAAGAGGAGAAAUAGACUUACAACAAAUCGCCUCAAUCAGCUUGUGUACAUCCAGUUCAACUCAAGACUGUUAUCCAAGAAGAAAAAGAUCAAGCAGAGGAAGAACAUUGAUGCUCUCCUGAGUACUGAUGCAUCCGAAGCACAAGGCUUGUUGUUUGAGGGAGGAGAUGAUCAUGCUUUCAUAGUGUUUCCAGAUGGAGAUGAGGGAGCAGAUGGCAUACCUUGGAGUGUGGUUGGAGAUGCUAUGGGAACCAGUGAACAACUUGAGCUUCGUCGAAGUGCAAGGGUUAGAGAUCUCCAUGAUGAAGAGUUUGAGUCAGAUGAAGAAGAAGUAGAGGAGACAGAUUCAGAGGAGGAGGACAUAGAGUACGAGGAUGAUGAAGAUGAAGUGGUGACUGGGCGCACUUAUGCGGAUGAGGACUGA
Aegilops tauschii subsp. strangulata is the source of this 2232-nucleotide messenger RNA. Lineage: Eukaryota; Viridiplantae; Streptophyta; Magnoliopsida; Poales; Poaceae. The record is from RefSeq and is a predicted model, not a curated record.